UCAGCCUUACAGCUAGCGCCGGUUCGAUCUGCACAGUCCAUCACGGUGCCAUCAUCACACGGGCUGCCUACAAACUUUGCUCGUGCAUAUCAAGCCUUGCCUGCUACCCCGGAAGGCCAUAUCACUCAUCUUCAACCUUUAUAUAAUUACACCUCCGGUGCAAACCCUUGUACAACGUGCCGUCGGAGUUUUGCGGCUCUACGUCACGAGGAAAACACAGAGCCGGGUACAGAAGCCGAGAGCCGGAAGGAAGCGUGCAGCCAUGCUCGACAAUGACACGCGAGGAUGGGUCAUGGCGGUGGUGAGCGGAAUCGCUUGCACAUUUGGCGCGUCAAUAAUAUGCGUUGACCUCGUCAUACGCCAGUUUCCUGGACACCGAAACUUCAAAAUCGAAGAUAGUAAUGUGUUCCUUUCGACUGGACUGAGUCUGUCGUUUGGCGUAAUGAUCUUCUCAUCCUUAUUCAGCAUGCUUCCAUCAUCAAAGAAGUACCUGAUCGAAGGAGGCAUGACUGCAAGAAAUGCCACUCUCACUAUGGUCGGAUGUUUCCUGGUAGGCGCGCUUGGCAUCUCCGUUCUGUCAGACAUUCUGCAUCGGUAUAUUCCGCAUUCUAUUGUUGACUGCGAUCACGAGCAUGGCGAUGAAGAGGAGGGCAAAGUCGAGGACGAAGAGGUGGCUCAUUCGCAUAAGCCUAUGCAAGAGCAGAAUCUGGGACUGAUGCAGGUCGACGGCCACGAAGACCGCUCACAUGGCACGAACGGCAGCAAUAGCCUACCUCGUCGACCCUCGAUGCACAUCUCUCUGUCGACGAAGGUAUCGCAACUCGUUACUGGCCAAAAGAAGGAGCUAUGCGACGAGAAUGGACAGUGCUACGGCUACUCAGACGCAUGUGGGACGGAGUGCUUCAAGAACGUUCAACAGCGCCCACCACGCCUGCACGCCUCGAAGUCCAGCCAACAUCUCAACCCGUCAAGGCCGUCAGUAGCAAACCGACAUCAGACUACUGAAGGACUGCAGGCUCACGAACGCCAACCCCUGGUACUCGAAGAUGUCGAUGAGACGACACCAUUAAUACCUUCUCGCUCCGGGCCCGCAACAACAGAAGGCUCUGUCGCAAGUCUUCCCUCGGCCAACGGACACGGCCACAAUCAUCCCCAUCUGGCUCAGAAGCACAGCACAACGUCUCUUUCCAGCGCCUCAUCUCACUCAUCGCGUCACUCCCACGCCUCUCACGUUCCCCAGCACCACCACCACGUGCCAACAAACGCCUUCCUCGCCAUUGGACUGCAGACAUCAACUGCGAUCGCCCUCCAUAAAAUCCCAGAAGGCUUCAUAACCUACGCAACCAACCAUGCCAACCCCACCCUCGGCUUCUCAAUCUUCCUCGCGCUAUUUAUCCACAAUAUAACCGAAGGUUUCGCUCUCGCGCUGCCGCUCUAUCUCGCCAUAAACUCACGCUGGAAGGCCAUGUUCUGGUCCGCUUUGCUCGGCGGAGUCUCACAACCACUAGGCGCAGGCGUCGCAGCUUUGUGGUUCAAGGUCGCAGGGCGGGGGAAGGAGGACGGAGUCGGUGAGCCCGGAGAGAAGAUGUACGGGUGCAUGUUUGCGAUUACGGCGGGGAUCAUGGCCAUGGUCAGUCUGCAGUUGCUGGGCGAGAGUCUGGAUCUUACACAUAGCAGGAAGUUGUGUUUUGUGAGUGCGUUCGCGGGCAUGGGGAUUUUGGGCAUUAGUUCUGCAUUGACUGCGUGAGCGGAGUGCGGGGUGAGAUUUGCGAAGUGUGGUAUGCAAGGGUGGAGUGUGACCAUAGCAGUUGUUCGGCGUUAUUUGCUUGUGUUUUUAGAUUACGUCUUUGGAGUAUCGUGUAUAUCAAUGCGGACUGUGAACGUCCAUAUUCUAUUCAUUCAGCUGCGUGGUGAUGAGCUCCACCCACCCACAAUAGGUCCACCCGAUCAUUGCUCGCAGAUGAAUUAACGUAUUCGAGUUUAAAUAGCA
This is a messenger RNA of Didymella exigua CBS 183.55, 1990 nucleotides long. RefSeq names its product Zinc/iron permease. Gene Ontology annotation, biological process: zinc ion transmembrane transport. The record is from RefSeq and is a predicted model, not a curated record. The transcript has 3 exons. Lineage: Eukaryota; Fungi; Ascomycota; Dothideomycetes; Pleosporales; Didymellaceae. Gene Ontology annotation, molecular function: zinc ion transmembrane transporter activity. The coding region runs from base 263 to 1747 and encodes 494 amino acids. Gene Ontology annotation, cellular component: membrane.